Messenger RNA from Melanaphis sacchari, 2364 nucleotides. RefSeq names its product phospholipase DDHD1-like. Lineage: Eukaryota; Metazoa; Arthropoda; Insecta; Hemiptera; Aphididae. The record is from RefSeq and is a predicted model, not a curated record. The transcript is spliced from 12 exons. Gene Ontology annotation, molecular function: metal ion binding; glycerophospholipase activity. Bases 231 to 2117 code for a protein of 628 amino acids. Gene Ontology annotation, cellular component: cytoplasm.
GAUAAAGUAGAUAAGAGUGGACAUUUUUUAAACAUUAAAAAAUCCAAACGUUCAGCAUAGAUCGUUUUGAUUUAAUUAAGCAAUGUAAUAGGUAUUAUACAUUUAGUUUUAAACUGUCCUAGUAGCUGUAUCGUGAGCGCCCGCAACCGAUUUUGUGCAGUUUUAUUUUUAACAAAGAAUAAAAAACCAUUCUUUUUCACAUAUUGAGUUAUGCACCAGAAUUGAACAAUAUGAAUACCAAUCGUCUUCAAACAGAAGAACCGGCUUUGAUUUCUGAUGACAUACAGGAUGAAAACAAUGUAACCAACAGUACUGCAAUUAUAUUUGAACCACUAAGCCCUGAAAAAGUUAGAUGGUUUUACAAGAGUGAUAACAAAAGAUGGACCAAAUUUGAUGGUUUUGAUUCAUUAAAUAUAGAGUAUAGGUACAGGGCAAAUUUCGGCAAUGAAGAAGAUGUAUCUAGUUUGAAUGGAUCUUUUAAUUAUUUUGUUGGGCUUUAUACUGUUGUUGUGAGAGGAGGUCUUUAUGAAGUAGACUUAGCAAAAAAAAAGUGUACAUCUAUAUUUUGGCCUGGUGAAGAGAGUGACAUUUUUCGUGGUGUUUGGUUUUAUGAUGGAUAUGAACCUUACAAAUAUGGUGAGGAAGUUGAGAGGGAACAUCUAAAUCUAUUCAAAGAUGGUACCAGAAAAAUUGAAAACACCGAAGACAAUGGAAAGUCUGUAUUAAGAGACGUUACUUUUGGGGACAUGCAUGUAGUAUGGUAUUCAUCAGCUGAGGUGUAUUCAUUUAAACAAAAGACUUUUAUCAACACAAAAAUCAUGAGAAGUGUUACAAAAAAAUUAGGAACUUAUUUCCAAAAAUCUGCUGGAUACAAACUAAUCAGAUCAUACAAAACUGAUGCUAGUGAAAAAGAUAAACUAAAUGAUAUAACUCAUCUAGUAUUUUUGAUUCAUGGAAUUGGUCAUAAAAUAGAUAAUAAAAAAAUAAUAAAAAACACGUCACAAUUUCGCGAUUGCGUGAAAUGGAUUAAACAUAAAUAUUUCCAAGGUACUGAACAGAGAGCAGAAUUUUUUCCUGUGGAUUGGAGAUCACAGUGUAGCUUUGAUGGAGGACUAGUUGAACAGAUAACACCAUUAAAUUUGAAAAACAUACGGCAAAUAUUAAAUUCAUCAGCUAUGGAUAUAAUGUAUUAUACUUCACCAAUAUAUGGUCGAGAAAUACAAAACAGUUUGGCAAACGAAUUGAAUAGGCUACAUUCCGAAUUUGUAGAACGGCAUCCACACCAUGACUUCAAAGUAUCAAUAAUGGCACAUUCUUUGGGUAGUGUUAUUUCUUAUGAUAUUAUAACAGGAUGGGAACCAUUUAUUAAACGAAGUGACAGUAGUCCAAGAAUUCAUUUAAAUUUUGAGUUGGAGAAUUUCUUCUGUUUGGGUUCACCAUUGUCAGUAUUUUUGGCAUUACGGCAAAAUGAAAUAUUUAAAGAAAACUUAAACUUGUUUCCAAUGUGGCUGGCCAAAAGAGUAUAUAAUAUUUAUCAUCCUACAGACCCAGUUGCUUAUAGGUUUGAACCAUUAGUGACAAAAGACUAUUGUCGCUAUAAACCUGUUGGUAUUCAGGCCUAUGGUGUAAAAUGCGAUUACUCGGAAGUUCCUCUAGAACUGAUUGAAAACAUGGAUUCUAGCUUUGAAGAAACCAAUGGUACUGAAGCUAAAGCACCAGAUAUGAAAAAAGAAAAUGAAACAUUCAGUCGUAGAAUAAGCACUUGGCUUAACAUGUCAAGUAGCAAUGACAGUAAAGCCAAUAAUUCAAAUCAGUUUGAAAAUAAUGCAUUUUCACUUUCAAGAAAUGGUACACCAGUUGAAAAUUUGAAUCAUCGGUUGGAUUAUAUUUUGAGAGAUAGUAUCGGAGGAUCGGCCAGUAAUUACUUGUCAAUGUUGUAUACGCAUACGUCGUAUUGGUCAAAUUACGACGUAGCUUAUUUCAUUUACACUAGAUUAUUCCCUGAAUUAGAUAAAACAAUGGAAGAUUUUCUGAAACCUGAAGAGAAAAUCCCAAAUUUUGACUUACAAUUUGAACAAGGUAUUGAAGUGACUGAAGAUUUGAAACAUUCUACUUAAGAAGCAAAUUAUCAGUAACAUCUAAAAAAAAAUUGCUUAUGUUAUUAAGUCUGCAAAUUUUUUUUUUAAUUUACUAUGAAAAGUUCAUUGUUAUACUUAAAAUAUGUUAACAGAAAAUAGUUAACACCAAUCAAUAUGUUUAUUGCCCAAUGAUUAAUAUUUUAUAAUUUAUUGAGUCUUAUGAUACUAUACAGGGUAAACUUCCAUAACAUUUCUUGAAAACAGUAAUUUAUUAUCCAGUAUUUUG